UUGGUUGGAUUUCAUCUGGUCCACGUCGGUCAGCUUGAGUUUCACGGAGCUGCCGUGGGCCAAAUACGAUCUGGCAGCGUUGGCAAAGUAGGUUCUGGGAGGAAGGGUUGGGCGCAAGCGCAAUUGGGAGUGGGGGGGGAGGGGCAGGAGUGGGGCAUACAGAGUUUAUGGGGAGUUGGAGAGGAAUGGAAUGGCCAUAAAUCUUCUACAGUUCAUUGGCCUUCUCAUAACUCCAUUAUUCGCCUGAAUCAGCCACUAACCUCGCAGAAAGUAGCAACCACUCCCUGCUGUCUUAAUCUCUGCAGCUACCUUACCAUCUCUUGUUCCCAUAUCGCCCCUUCGUCCGUCUCGAAAUGA
Messenger RNA from Protopolystoma xenopodis, 357 nucleotides. The record is from the annotation of a GenBank genome assembly. Lineage: Eukaryota; Metazoa; Platyhelminthes; Monogenea; Polystomatidea; Polystomatidae.